Molecule: messenger RNA, 961 nt
Organism: Dibothriocephalus latus
Lineage: Eukaryota; Metazoa; Platyhelminthes; Cestoda; Diphyllobothriidea; Diphyllobothriidae
Source: the annotation of a GenBank genome assembly
UCCCGAAUCGGAUACCCUGCUUCCCUGUAGGGAGGCGGGACUGGCCUUUCAGUAUUAUGACAUUUUAGAGAUUCUCAGCCAGGAUGAUCCCAAUUGGUGGCAGGCUCGUCACUACAACUCCGACAGACACGCGGGUCUGAUUCCUUCGUCGGUUCUUCAGGAACGUCGCAAAGCGCUUAUUCAGGGCCUGCCUAACGAAAACGCCUUCAACUACGGGCUCUUCAAGGGCCUUGUGCUAAAGCAGAAGAAGAAGCGGACCAAGAUAAUAUUCAAAGCCAGUGACGCCGGGGAGUUUGCAUUCAAAGAUGUCAUGGUGUAUGAAGAGGUGGCCUUGAUUUCCGGCUUUCAACGGCCAGUCAUAUGCCUAAUCGGAGCAACGGGCGUUGGCCGGCAAACGUUGCGUGAUAUGUUGAUAGAAUCAGACCCCGACCGAUAUGAAAUUGCGAUACCCUAUACCUCAAGACCGAAAUUCCCCGAUGAGGAGGAUGGCGACGAAUUCUUUUUUGAAAGUGCCGCAAGAAUGCAGAAUACCUACAAGAAAAACGGCUUCAUUGAGUUUGGAGAAAUCGAAGGAAACUUCUUUGGAACGAAGCUGAAAACCAUUCGCCGGAUUGUGCACUCGGGAAAAACCUGCCUCCUCGAUUGUAACGCCUCUGCCAUUCAGCUUAUACGUACGGCCGAAUUUAUGCCUUAUGUGGUCUUUUUGGCAGCACCGUCGGUCAGUUGCCUAAAAGCCAUGUAUGAGUACGGACGAAGCAUGGGCUUCUGUGAAACUUGGAAACGUGACGAAGACUUCCGGCGUACAUUGGACCAAAGUCGUGAGAUUGAACGGGACUAUCGUCAUCUUUUUGACAAAAUAUUCAUCUGUGAUAAUAUCGAAGUGACUUUUGACGCGCUGAGAAGACACCUAGACAGCUUGUUGACGGAGCCACAGUGGGUACCGGCGAAAUGGCUGUACUAG